Molecule: messenger RNA, 336 nt
Organism: Caenorhabditis remanei
Lineage: Eukaryota; Metazoa; Nematoda; Chromadorea; Rhabditida; Rhabditidae
Exons: 3
Coding region: 1-336 (111 amino acids)
Cellular component (GO): cytoplasm; nucleus
Source: RefSeq, a predicted model, not a curated record
AUGACGACUCAAGAGGAUCUUCAGAGUCUUAUGUCGAUCGUGCCGAAUCUUCAGUUGCAAGAAGGAACUCCAUACUACGAAGUAUUGCUGAAAAUGAUCGAAGAAAUCGGAAAAGAUAUCCGACCGACGUACACGUUCAAUAAGAUGACGUGCGAGAAGUUGAAGAGACACAUCCAGUGUGCAAAAGUUCUCAUCAAAGCGUGCCAACAAGAAGCCGAAAACGACAAAAAGAAGGCCGACAUUGCGAUCGAAGCGCAACGGAUUCAGGCCGCCGCCGCCGCCAAAUCAGAAGCCGCCAAGUCGACGGACGGUGCCGAGGAGACGCCAAAAAAUUGA